AUGGAUUCUACAGAUGGUAAAAACAUAGGAUUUGUUAAAAGACAGGAAUUGAUUAGUGAAAGUAAGGAAAUAGAAAUGAUUGGUCAUCUUCACGGUGACAUUUUUAACCAAGAUAAAUUUUUAAUUAAUGGUGUUGAAAUGAGUGUUAAAUUGGUUCGAUCAAGAGAGAGUUUUAAUUUAAUUGUUGGGUCAAACGAUGUAAAGUUUAAAGUUUGCAUUACGGACGCAACUCUUAUUGUUCGACGAGCACGAAUUAAUCCAAGUGUAUUACUCGCACAUCAAAAAGUUUUAGCUUCUACCACUGCUAAAUAUCCUAUUACUCGAGCUGAAGUAAAAGUUUUAACAAUUCCUUCGGGUGUUCAAGGAAAAACUCUUGAUAAUAUAUUUUUAGGACAGGUACCGAAAAGAUGUAUAAUUGGAUUUGUGAACAAUUCUGCAUUUAAUGGUUCCCUUACUAAAAAUCCAUUUAACUUUGAAAACUAUGGUAUUAAUUCUUUCAGCUUAUAUAUUGAUGGUCAACAAAUACCUUCAAAAGCUUUGCAACCAUCUUUUAAUAAUAGCAUAUUUACAUCAGCAUAUCAUACUCUAUUCUCGGGAACUGGUAUUCACUUUCUUAAUGAAGGAAAUGGAAUCUCUUGUGAACAGUAUGGCAAAGGUUACUGUCUAUUAGCAUUUGACUUAACUCCUGAUUUAUCAGCUAACUCAUCAACUCAUUGGAAUCUCAUAAAGCAUGGUAGUGUAAGAAUAGAAGUACGAUUUGAAUCCUCAUUAAUACAAACAAUUAACUGUAUAGUUUAUGCUGAGUUUGAUAAUAUUAUUGAGAUAGAUAAAAACAGAAAUGUUACUGUAGACUAUAGUAGUUAA
This is a messenger RNA of Parnassius mnemosyne (clouded apollo), 864 nucleotides long. The record is from the annotation of a GenBank genome assembly. Lineage: Eukaryota; Metazoa; Arthropoda; Insecta; Lepidoptera; Papilionidae.